AUGAUAGGCUUAUUUCUUUACCAAAACAAAAUUGAAGGCCUCGUACCAGAGUGGAUUUGGAAUAAUAGCCAAGAAACAUUACACUUGAUUGGCCUUUCAAACAACUUCAUAACAGGCUUUCAUCAGAAUUCCCAGUUUCUUCCAUGGAUCCAUUUGGAAGUAUUUGAAAUCUCGAAUAACCAGCUACAAGGAGAACUGGUAAUACCACCACAAACCACUGUUGUUUAUGAUCUCUCAAACAAUAUUUUGAUAGGAGAAAUACCAGAAUCGAUAUGCAAACUGAAAUCCCUUCGUGUAUUAGAUUUAUCAUCUAACAACAUGACUGGAACCCUCCCUCCAUGUUUAGGCAGUUACCUAAGCAUGUCUUUGCUGGUUUUGAACUUGAAAGGAAAUAACUUUCAUGGUCCAAUGAUUUCAUUUGUGUAUGGAUGUCUCUUGAAAAGGAUUGAUUUUAGCGAAAAUCUAUUUACAGGUCAGGUGUCAAGAUCAUUGGCUAAUUGUACCAACUUGGAGUUUCUUUCCCUUGGUGAUAAUUCUUUUCAAGAUCUUUUCUCUGUUUGGUUGGGAAGUCUUAAUGAGCUGCAAGUGCUUACUUUGAGGUCCAAUAAAUUCUACGGUACAAUUGAUCAAGGUCUCAAAAACAUUAGCUCAAAUUUUCUCAAGUUACGGAUCAUAGAUCUUUCCAGAAACAAUUUUAGUGGUGAAUUACCCGGAAAAUCCUUUCAAACUUGGAAUGCAAUGAAGUCAGUUUAUGUUGGCAACUCGUCUGCUAUGGGAUUCGACCUUCCUUUCAAUACAGUCCCACCUUUUGAUUUUCGAUACACAAUGAAAUUAAUACACAAAGGUGUCAAGAGAGAAUACUUGAAAAUUUUGAACAUUUUCAUAGCCAUUGAUCUCUGUUGUAACAAAUUUGAAGGGCAGAUUCCACAUUCACUUCAAGAUCUUCAUGGGCUUGAAUUUCUUAAUCUAUCAAACAACCUUUUAACAGGCCGUAUCUUGCCAUCUUUAGGGAACCUAAAGAAUCUUGAAUCUUUGGAUCUUUCUCAAAAUCAACUAUCAGGAGAAAUUUCUAGACAACUGUUGCAACUUAGAUUUCUUUCCAUUUUAAACGUGUCGUUUAACCAUCUUGAUGGGCGCAUACCUCAAGGAAACAGUUAA
Molecule: messenger RNA, 1158 nt
Organism: Erigeron canadensis
Lineage: Eukaryota; Viridiplantae; Streptophyta; Magnoliopsida; Asterales; Asteraceae
Product: receptor-like protein 7
Exons: 1
Coding region: 1-1158 (385 amino acids)
Molecular function (GO): protein binding
Source: RefSeq, a predicted model, not a curated record